AUCGGGACCACCCAACUAGAGCGUGGACGACAAGAAGCUGCACUUAAACACUUGUGCGGUCGUGCGACUUCGGAAACUUUUCGAGCUAAUAAGUAACCAGCUACCGCAUCAUGGAACCACAGGUGGAAAGACAAACUUCGAAGGACCAAGGCGGCAAAGCAGCCCCUCAAGCAACUAAGCUCCUUUCUACGAAUCAGCAACAAGCCUCAGGAGACGCAGACUUCUUGAUGUUGAACCGUUCAUGGGCGAAUCGUAAACAUACAUUGGACAACAGGUUGCAAGACAAACUUUGGUGGAAGGCGAUACCUUAUAGCGGGGAUACCCUGGAACGCUGGAGGGCCCAAUCGAUGACAGAUGGUCCAUAUCAAAACAUGGAGUCGAUUAUGACAAAGACGAAGAUCGUCCAAUCCAAGCCUUCUAAUGUCCAGUCGCCGGAACACACAAGGACCGUAAGCGAAGCAGCAGCUACCUCAGGAUCGAAGUAGAUAGGGUCUAAGAACGCGGGAUAUGUAAGAAGAAAAGAAAUUGGAAGCCGAAAAUGUUUUCAACGUGAGACUAUAUUUGAUAUCUCUCAAGUCUAUAAAGCAGGAACAGCAAGCUCUAGUGGUUCUCGUUGGGCUUCCCAGGCCAGCCAGUCUGAUCGUGUGGUU
This is a messenger RNA of Daldinia decipiens, 650 nucleotides long. RefSeq lists its product as uncharacterized. The coding region runs from base 111 to 485 and encodes 124 amino acids. Lineage: Eukaryota; Fungi; Ascomycota; Sordariomycetes; Xylariales; Hypoxylaceae. The transcript is spliced from 2 exons. The record is from RefSeq and is a predicted model, not a curated record.